AUGAAGAAAUACAGUGAUAAGCAAAUUCUUUCCAUCAAUGAUACACCACCAUCAAUUCCAGCAUUCGGUAUAGAUGACUUAGCUCAUGCUGUGGAUACAUUCAAACCAUCUCAGUUCAAUACGAGCGAGCUACCAAAAGACCUUCCAGUUUAUGACAAGUCUACGGGACGAUUCAACCGAUUUAUCAAACGAGGUGGCAUGAAAAGAAGAGUUGUUAGUGCUCCGCCCAUGAUGGCCAAAUCUUAUGUCGAUAAGGAAUUACCUGUUGCACCUAAUACCAGGAGGGAUACGUUGACCCCAGUGGUGGAUAAGAGGUUGAUCGAGCUUUCCAAAUCUACCCUAAAACCUAGAGUAGUUUCAGGACCACCAGUGCCACCCAAAGAAUCAUUAUAUGACGCCAAUUUGUGGAAUGGCAAGUCACUUUUGGCUUCCCCACGGCAAAAAUCAUCUGAUAUUAGGUGGUCAACCCUGCGGUGUCAUGUGACAGGACUUUCUCCAUCCUAUCAGCUUUCACCGAUGAAAGGAACUAGCUCGCCAAUAGGCCAGUUUAACAAGUCGGGUUUUCCUGAAAUUCCACCAGUUUCCUCGAGACUAUACUUUAACGGCUCCCCACUAGGUUGUUCAAUGAAUAGUGAUAAUCUCUUCUCGGAGAAAGAUGAAGCGUGGUGUUAUCGAGACAUGUAUUGA
Molecule: messenger RNA, 687 nt
Organism: Lodderomyces orthopsilosis Co 90-125
Lineage: Eukaryota; Fungi; Ascomycota; Pichiomycetes; Serinales; Debaryomycetaceae
Exons: 1
Coding region: 1-687 (228 amino acids)
Source: RefSeq, a predicted model, not a curated record